GUGGCUUGAUGGGAGUUGGAGUCGACAUGGAAUCAGUACUUCCUGCUUUGUCAAGGGAGAACAAGAAAUUUCGGCUGUUAACUAAAAAGUUGUUUGCCUGGCCAACCACAAUACCUCGAACAGACAGAAGUGAACACGGAGGCAGAAUGUCCUUGAUGGAGCAUGGGGGAGUCCGGCCAAUUACAGCAGUGGCGUGGACCUCCAACACCAGCACCUGCCCCAAAGACUUCACCCUGAUCAGCAUCACAGAAGACGGAGCAACGGCGAACUUCACACGCAGCUUUGGGAUGAAGUCUGGAUAUUACAUCUGUUACAGCAAGGACCUGUCGGGUGGUAUGGUAGUGUCAGACAUUCAGCUCAUGUCAGACAAGGACUCUAUUCCUCAUGGUUACUGCUAUAUAGCAGAGCACCUUGAACCGAAGGCCUCUGUUUCAAAGAAGAAACGUGUGUGUGUACGCGUCGUCCCGGUGGGCAGUGUGGACACAGCUGUGUUGGAUAUCAAACUGACAGCCAAAAGCAAAAUGAUGCUGCAGCACUACACAUACGUGGGAGACAUCCAUGGCUACGUGUUGUGGUGCAGAAAGGGCCAUUUUUCCAAUCCCAUGCCCAUAGCCAAGCCCCGCAGUGUCAGUCUGGACCUCCGCAGACUCUCACUGGAACAGCCGUCUGCUCCUCUGCCUCUCAGACCCAGCAACCCUCCUCCGCUGCCACAUAGCAAAGUCAGUCAGAGACGCAGCAGCCUUUGCGCCAAGGACAACCUGGACAAACCCGCUGACAGCAGUAUGCAGGGAAUCACAGCUCUAGAUGGAGUUCCCUUUAGCCUUCACCCAAAGUUUGAUGUCCAGGCAAACGGCGCGACUCCUCAGCUGAACUCUCAGUUAAACAACAUUCGUAUCAAGUCUCUCCAGGACAUUGAAAAUGAGUAUAGCUACACUUUCGUCGUGGAGGAAUCUGCUGCCAAGAGGACCAGGCCAUCAGUGACAACAGGAGCUGCCUCGUCAGCUCAGUGAUCUUUGCACUUUGCCAGAGCAAAAGUAUCAGAUCUCAGCUGUCUCAUUCUGUCCCAAGGAGGCCUUUUAGGAAGACAUCUCACAUGACGGUACAGAUGAAGGAUGAUCAUUUAUAAUAUGAAGCUCCAGGUGGAAAGGUUUUACCAUAACAAGGUCACUUAAAAGCUCAUCUUCAAGCACUACCCUUCUACAUGAGACUAAUAUCAUACUUAAGAGCUGGUUUGACUGCGUGGAUGUCAUGUCACAAUCUUCUUUUCAUUCCUUUCCAAUGUUUCUGUCAAUCUUAUUUAGAAUUACAAUCAAACAUUCCAUGUUUCUAUUUGCCAAAGGAAACAACUGUUUAAAUGGGAUCAUACAUGUAAUUAUAUUGUCAUAACAUGUCUUUAUGCUGCUCACCUUUUGUGAGAACACAGACUUUAAAGGCAUAACAAUGUUUAAGAUAUAUUAUUAUAUAUUGAAUCUUUAGAGCAUCUGCUGUUUUGAGGGCUACUCAUCUGCAGCAUUAAGCCCGUCGUCUUUGCUUUUACAUGCUUAAUUUAAAACUGUAGACAAAUUAUGUGCUAAACAAUGCUUUGAUAUAUCAUAAAGAUGCACUUGCCAUUGAAUGUCGAGUGCUACUUGCUCUGUUGUAUGUUAGCUGAUAUUCUUGAGUGCUACACAUCUUGAAUUGUUUGAAUCAAUAAGAAGCUAUAAAUAUUGAGUCAGCGCUCUCUUGGUGGAUAAACUUUGCUGCAGAUGAUGUUCAGCUGAACUCAGUAGAUACAAUAACAUAUAAAUGUAGGAUAUAGUGUAGGUCAUGUAUUAAGAGUAGCUCAUUAUCAUGUUUGCAUUAUUCCAAAAGAUAAUAUAUCCUAUUUUAAGGUGAAUGGAGGAAGGUUGUAUAUUUUGCUCUGUUUGUUACUCAUAGAAAGACGAGAUAUGUGGGAAUAAAUGGGAAAGAGUCUUUUUUUUUAAAACUGUCUGGUGGCGUAAGGACCAAAUAUUUAUCUAUUACAUUGUACAAUAUAUAAAGAUAUGUUUUGUUUUUGUUGUUUUUAUGGUCUGUAUUGAACUUUUACUGCAUGGACGAAAAAAUAAAAAUCUAAGGAAACAUUA
Molecule: messenger RNA, 2105 nt
Organism: Thunnus maccoyii (southern bluefin tuna)
Lineage: Eukaryota; Metazoa; Chordata; Actinopteri; Scombriformes; Scombridae
Gene: mvb12a
Product: multivesicular body subunit 12A
Exons: 10
Coding region: 9-1010 (333 amino acids)
Biological process (GO): receptor catabolic process; viral budding; endosome to lysosome transport via multivesicular body sorting pathway
Cellular component (GO): ESCRT I complex; cytosol
Source: RefSeq, a predicted model, not a curated record